Microthlaspi erraticum is the source of this 1584-nucleotide messenger RNA. Lineage: Eukaryota; Viridiplantae; Streptophyta; Magnoliopsida; Brassicales; Brassicaceae. The record is from the annotation of a GenBank genome assembly.
AUGGCAUUCAAAGUGAUUCUCAUUCUUGGUUUACUUCUCACCGUGGUAGCUUCUCCGGCCACCGUGGAUGGUGGAUCAGUGUGUCCAGAGAGUUCCUCGUUGGGUCGAGGAAGCUUUCCCGAUGGUUUCUUGUUUGGUGCUGCCACUUCUGCUUUUCAGCAUGAAGGUGCACCGGAAGAAGGAGGCCGAGGUUUGAGCAUUUGGGACUCAUUCACUCAUCAACAUUCAGAAAAAAACAAUAACCUUGAUGGCAGGCUGGGAGUUGAUUUCUAUCAUCAUUACAAGGAAGAUGUUCAAUUAUUGAAAAAACUGAACAUGGAUGCCUUUAGGUUCUCUAUUUCUUGGUCAAGACUCUUUCCCCAUGGGAAGAAGGACAAGGGAGUGAGUGAAACCGGAGUAAAAUUCUACAAUGAUCUUAUCAAGGAGCUCAUUGCAAAUGGUGUAACGCCUUUGGUUACCUUGUUUCACUGGGAUGUACCUCAAGCUCUCGAAGAUGAAUAUGGCGGUUUCUUGAGUGACCGUAUAUUGGAGGAUUUCCGGGAGUUUGCAAAGUUUGCUUUCAAUGAAUAUGGAGACAGAGUAAAGCAUUGGGUUACUAUAAACGAGCCUUAUGAGUUUAGCCUUGGUGGAUACGGCACUGGAGAGAAAGCACCAGGAAGGUGUUCUAAUUAUGUCAAUGACAAGUGUCAUGCGGGUGACUCUGGACAUGAAGUCUACAUCGUUAGUCACAACUUGCUCUUGGCUCAUGCUGAAGCUGUGCAAGAAUUCAAGAAUUGCGGAAAGUGCAAAGAUGGGAAGAUUGGAAUCGUUCAGAGUCCUAUGUGGUUUGAACCUUACGAUAAGUCGAAUAAUCCAGAGGAGAUAGUGAAGAGAGCUAUGGAUUUUACCUUAGGCUGGCAUAUGGAACCAAUAACACAUGGGGAUUACCCUCGGACCAUGAAAGAUGUUGUUGGUGUUCGGUUACCUUCGUUUACGCCAGAGCAGAAGGAGAAACUAAAGGGUUCUUGUGAUUUUGUUGGUAUCAACUACUUCACUUCUGCGUUUGUUGAGCUUGUGGACAAUGUUGAUCCACAGAAACCAAGUUGGGAAGCUGACUCUCGCUUGCAACUACAUUCAAUUAACCCUGAUGGAUAUAAGAUUGGUUCUCAGCCUGCUACUGCGAAGUAUCCAAUUUGUGCAGACGGGUUAAGAAAAGUUUUGAAAUACGUCAAAGACAAGUAUGAGAAUCCAGAAAUCAUCGUCACCGGAAACGGGUACAAGGAGACACUUGAAGAGAAAGAUGUACUUCCUAAUGCACUCAACGACAACAACAGGAAGUAUUAUCAUAUGAGACAUCUCAUGGCUUUACACGGAGCAGUCUGCGAGGACAAGGUUAAUGUUAAAGGUUACUUUGUGUGGUCGCUUAUGGAUGGACUAGAGUGGGAAGAUGGUUACAAGACGAGGUCUGGACUGUACUAUGUGGACUAUGCACAUGAUUUGGGACGGCACCAGAAACAAUCUGCCAAGUGGCUCUCAAAGCUCCUCGAGAAAGUCUCGGACACGAUUCAGUCCAAGGUAGAUUCCGAAUCAAGGAAAGAGUUAUAA